CUUCGAGCUGCCGCUGCCACGAUUUGCACUUGCCCUUAUUGUGGAUACGAGGCGAUUGUCUACAGACUUUCACUCUUUGAGUGUUCUGCAACCAUGCCGUCAAAAUCUCACAUAGAGAUCGUGGGCUUAAUUAAAGAAAGUCCUUUCCACGUGGCCAAAAGUAUUGCUCAGGGACUGAAGCAGAAGUUUCCAGAGGCGUUUCUGCGGCCAAGCAUUCAAGCUCUGUUUGAGUUGGACUGGGACACAUACCUGUGCGAGAAGAAAAGGGAGCUGCGUGGUGAAGUGUGGCAGUACUCCAGCAGCCUGAUGUGCUUCCUGAACGGCAGUCUCCUUGGUGAUGAGAAGGAUUUUGCCGGCUGGGCAAAGACUCACUGGGAUUUUGCUUUGACUCGGCCACCGGCUUUCUAUGAGGCUCUAACUGAGGACUACUACACCAAACACCUCCAGAACUCUGGGCAUCAGUUUGUCUUCAUGGACAUUGAGAUAGCAGGAGAAGCAGCGGGGAGGUUGUUGUUUGAGCUGUUCUCAGAUAUAUGUCCAAAGACUUCUGAGAACUUUAAGGAGCUGUGCACCGGAGAGCGAGGACUGUCACAGAGCGGCUUCCCACUCUGCUACAAGGGCUCUCUGAUUCAUCGGGUCGUGCCCAACGGCUGGGUGCAAGGUGGAGAUAUUUAUCCAGAAAGUAAAGGCGAUGGAGGUGAAUCAGUCUAUGGACCCACUUUCGAAGAUGAAAGUUUUGCUGUUCCUCACUCGAAGCGAGGCGCGCUCGGGAUGGCCAAUAAGGGUUCCCACAGCAACGGAUCCCAGUUUUACAUCACGCUGCAGCCAGCAACUUGGAUGGACAGGACCUACGUCGCAUUUGGACAAGUGGUGGAGGGUGCUGAUGUCCUCAAGAGAUUGGAGGAGGUCCAGACUUGCAAUGAAAGACCAAACUAUGAAUGUAGAGUUACGGAUUGUGGAGUAUUAAAACUCCAAGAAUGAAGAUGAAGUUGAAGCAGCCAAAUAAACCCUAAGAUAUAUGUAACUAACACAAAUGUAAAAAAGUAUUUUAUUUAAUUGUAAAUUGUCACUUAGUUUCUCGUUAAGUAAGUUUUGUGUCCUUGUCUUCUAGCUUUCUUAAGUGGUCCUAAAUAAAUCUGUGGAUGUGAUAGACAUUAUUACACCUGUAUAAAGUUUUAUUUGCAUUUUUUUUAAAGUUACAUUUAAUAACAUCGAUCAAGAUAGAACAGAUAAACAGAUAAAGUUAGACGUUUCGUUGACACUGCUGUCACCUGCUGUUCAUAUUUAGUAACAGCAACAAUUCUUCCAUAAACAAAAUAGAUAAAUAAAUAAAUAAUAAUAAUACAGGUUUACAUUUAAUCUGAUGAGAAUAUAAUUAACCUAUAAAUCAGUAUCAUAAAUUAUCAGACGUUCAAUAAUUUAUAAACAUUGCAAGGCAUUAGAUAAAUACUUGAAUUUAUUUUUUAACCUAAUGUCUAAUGAACAUGUAUUUUUAAAGAGGUUAAAUUAACCUAUUUUUAAAGAGGUUAAAUUAACUAAUUAACUAAGGUUGGGGUUAAGAUGUGAAUUGUGGUUAGGUUAAGGUUAGAGUUAGGCUUGAAUUGGUCAUGGUUAAGGUUAGGGAUAGGUUUUGGUUAGGCUGUCCACAUUGAAUGGAAGUCAAUGCAAAGUCAGGAUAGCUGCGGAAACUUAUGAGUAUGUGUUUAUGUACUUGUGCUCAUAUCGAAGUGAGGACAUUUUGGGGUAAGUUAGGACAUUUGGGCUGGUCUUGACUUUUUUCAUGGGGCUGUUUAAGGGGUUAGACUCGCUUUUAGUGUUAGAAUCAGGUUAAGGUCAGAGUUAACCAGAACCAAGAAGAGGUUGGUCCAGCUCUAGCAGCUCUGCAGUGGCUGCCUGUUACACACAGGAUUGACUUCAAGGUUCU
Messenger RNA from Hippoglossus stenolepis (Pacific halibut), 1924 nucleotides. It is a transcript of the gene ppil6, whose product is annotated as peptidylprolyl isomerase (cyclophilin)-like 6. The transcript has 8 exons. The coding region runs from base 94 to 981 and encodes 295 amino acids. Gene Ontology annotation, biological process: protein peptidyl-prolyl isomerization. Gene Ontology annotation, molecular function: peptidyl-prolyl cis-trans isomerase activity. Lineage: Eukaryota; Metazoa; Chordata; Actinopteri; Pleuronectiformes; Pleuronectidae. The record is from RefSeq and is a predicted model, not a curated record.